AUGGCACCAGUUAACUUUUAUCGUGAGUGUGACUUAGUUGCUGAGGCGAUUAUUCCUCCCGAAACGGCUUCGAUUAUCUCUUCGGAUGCAUACGAAGCAUCCGCUAAAAAUGUUGUUGAUGUUUUUGGCGAAAACAGAUUGGUUGAUGGUAUAUCAGUUAGGACGCCAGGUUGGCUGCUGAGCUUCUUUAAGAACUCUAGAGAUGCUACGUUUGGUACUGUGGAGGCAGGUUUGAACAAGGUGGAUGCCGUGUCUAGAGGAUACUAUGCACGUGAACGGAAAAUUACAUCUACGAUUGCUAAUCUACACUCUGAUCCGAAGGAAGAGCUAUUUCCAGGCUUCUGUUCUAUAUUGGUUGCUGGGUUAGCAGGGAGUAUCCUGGGAAGAAGAAGGGGGUGGGGUUUGAGGGUCGCAGCUCCUUUGGUGUUAGCCAUCGGUGCUUUUUCUUAUACAUUGCCAACUACGUUCCAAAAUUCCAAGAACUUGUGUUAUGACUUAGAGAAGAGCAGAUUCCCUAGGUUCGUGGAAAAACAGGGCACUGUUGUAGAUAGCACUAAGAAAGCUGUUUGCUUCACUGUUGAUGCUUCAGUGAAGACUUAUCAAUCGGCCCAGCGAAUUUACGGGAAGGUCACGAAGGUAAUAAGGGACUGGACUGGUCUGAACAUCUGA
Eremothecium cymbalariae DBVPG#7215 is the source of this 669-nucleotide messenger RNA. RefSeq names its product Mic26p (gene MIC26). NCBI's taxonomy places the organism in Eukaryota, Fungi, Ascomycota, Saccharomycetes, Saccharomycetales, Saccharomycetaceae. The record is from RefSeq and is a predicted model, not a curated record. The coding region runs from base 1 to 669 and encodes 222 amino acids. The transcript has a single exon. Gene Ontology annotation, biological process: cristae formation. Gene Ontology annotation, cellular component: mitochondrial crista junction; MICOS complex.